CUUGUUCUUGAUUUCCAUGCUUGAGCUUAAGAUUCCGUAUCACCUUCGUCGCGCAGAAUUAUAACUUCAUUCACGAGCUGCAAUGUUCACGUCGCAGGAUCGUCGUUUCCGAUCCACUCCCAUCGAUGGGUAUCCUACACAAACGUCCGAUCUUCAGGCUUCCACCGAGGAUAUAUUCAUCCAGCAGCUUCCCCUGUCUGCUUUUGAGGGCGGAGCGAGGGCAUCAGCACAAGGACCGACGCUUCAUCGGGACUUGCAUCUCCAGCUCUUGCUGCGAAACCUGCUCCAGGGCUUCCCGCAACGAUAUACCUCUCAAGAUGCUAGCCAACCUUGGUUGUUAUUCUGGACGCUCCAGGGUUUCAGUGUGCUUGGCGUAGCGUUAGAUGAUAAAACGAAGAAAAGGGCCAGAGAGACCCUUCUUGCUCUCCAACAUCCAGAUGGCGGAUUUUCCGGUGGACCAGGGCAGGCAGCGCAUCUACUGCCGACGUAUGCCGCCGUCUGUGCCUUAGCCAACGUCGGACAGCCGGGUACGGGGGGCGCUUGGGACGAUAUCGACCGCAAGAAGAUGUACGAGUUUUUCAUGUCUCUGAAGCAGGAGGAUGGGUCAUUUCUGGUAACUCGCGACGGGGAGGUGGAUGUUCGAGGCUUGUACUGCCUCCUCUCUGUUGCUACUCUACUCAAUCUUAUGACUCCGGAGCUUCUGGCUGGCAUCCCCGAGUUCCUUGUUACUUGUCAGACAUACGAGGGGGGUUUUGGGAAUGCCUCUUUUCCAGAAUGGGCUUUUGAAGGGGGUGACAACGGCGUAAAGUAUGAUCCUUCGGCACCUCGCCCCGUUCUGGGCGAAGCGCACGGCGGAUACACGUUCUGCGCAUUGGCAUCAUGGGUGCUCAUCCAGCCUUACAUCCAUCUAUAUUAUCCUACUCCUUCUGGCUCUCCUCCUCCAUCUAUCAAUCUCCGCGCGCUUCUGCGCUGGCUCACACACAUGCAAGGAAUACCUAUCGAGCUUGGCGGCUUCAAGGGGCGCACGAACAAGCUCGUUGACGGGUGCUACAGCUGGUGGGUUGGCGGCUGCUUCGCACUCGUCGAGGCCCUCUUUGGUCCAUCACCAAGCGCAACGUCGGCUUCUUCUGCAUCGCAAGAGAAGAAAGACGCCAAUACGGCCGCUGGGGAAGAUGAGGCGUGGGAUGACGUCGACGAUGCGCUUAUGAACCGAGAAGCGCUCCAGGAGUAUAUUCUGUAUGCCGGACAGCAUUCUGCAGGAGGGCUGAGAGAUAAACCGCCAAAACCGGCGGACUCGUACCAUACCCUAUACUGUCUCGCAGGCCUCUCAGCGGCGCAACACCGGGUCACACCUGUCGCAAGCAGGAAGAAAGUUCUAUUGCAGAACUGGAAAGCAGACGAAGCGAAAUCGAGGGACGGCACUGCAGUGCAGUUGGCGUCUGCCGAUGAAUUGGCACGAUUGGAUGAAUUGCGGAAGGAAUGUUUUGCUAGCGCGCUGGACUGGCUAGAAGACGAGGGCGCAGAUAUAUACAUAGGUGGGAAUGCAAACCGUUUGAACGCGACACAUCCGCUGUUCAACCUCACAGUGACCCAUGCUGAGCUCAUGAUGACACAUUUUUAUGGGCAAAGCGUGCCGCCGCACAGAGCCAGGUGAGCUGCGGCGGCGUGAUGCUGCAAUUUUGACCCUAGAUCUUACUCCGAGCUCCGGGCUGUGGAUUGUUCGUUUGCCGGACACAACUUCGCUAUUGAAAAGUCACUACGUCCUGUCAUAGUAAUGUGAUGGUCUCUAUGUUACGUGUACGUUCAAAUAUCAGCUCAUCUGACCAUCAUAAUAUUCAAAACUUCGGA
Molecule: messenger RNA, 1848 nt
Organism: Laetiporus sulphureus 93-53
Lineage: Eukaryota; Fungi; Basidiomycota; Agaricomycetes; Polyporales; Laetiporaceae
Product: terpenoid cyclases/Protein prenyltransferase
Exons: 10
Coding region: 83-1654 (523 amino acids)
Biological process (GO): protein farnesylation
Cellular component (GO): protein farnesyltransferase complex
Molecular function (GO): protein farnesyltransferase activity
Source: RefSeq, a predicted model, not a curated record